Pseudonaja textilis is the source of this 2432-nucleotide messenger RNA. The record is from RefSeq and is a predicted model, not a curated record. Lineage: Eukaryota; Metazoa; Chordata; Lepidosauria; Squamata; Elapidae.
GCCGGACCCCCUGCUUUACCUUUCCUCGCUGCCGCGCCGGGAGAGCUCCUGGCUGACGCGCCCAGGCAGCCGAGAGCCGGUCCCAGGCAAGGAAGAGGCUCCUCCGUGGCCGGCUGUGGAGGGGCGUCAUGGAGCUGGAGCGAUUCAACCUGCAAGAUGCGCCAGGGAGCUGGCGGGAAGAGGAGCCGGAGGAGGAGGAGGAGGAGGAGGAGAGCAGCAGGUGCCAGUGGAUCGAGUGCAGCCGCGUCCAUAAUACCGUUUCCAAGUGGAUGCUUACCGGAGAGGCCAGAGCAACUUACCUGGAAAGAGCCAGCUGCAUCCCGCCGCCCGUUUUCAUCCUGGUUAUCAGCUUAGCAGAGCUGUCAGUGUUCAUUUAUUAUGCCGUUUGGAAGCCCCAGACUCAAUGGAUCACACUAGAAGUGGGAAUCUGGGAAAGUCCACUUAUUUACAGGCCUGAGAAACGAAAAGAAGCCUGGAGAUUUUUGUCUUACAUGUUUCUGCAUGCUGGUGUUGAACAUAUUAUAGGGAACCUUGUUCUCCAGCUCUGCCUGGGGAUUCCCCUGGAAUUAGUUCAUAAAGGACACAGAGUGGGAGCUGUAUAUCUUGCAGGAGUGAUUGGAGGUUCUUUGGCAAGUUCCAUCUGUGAUCCACUGCUGGGUCUCGUGGGAGCAUCAGGAGGUGUCUAUGCUCUGAUUGGAGGAUACUUCAUGAAUAUUCUAUUGAACUUCAGAGAAAUGAUUCCUCUCUUUGGGAUUGCAAGAUUGCUAUUCAUUGGCUUAAUAGUUGGAACAGAUGUAGGAUUUGCUUUAUACAGAAGAUUUCUCUCUCCUUCAACUGGGAUUCAGGUUUCCUUUGUGGCUCACAUUGCAGGCGGCCUUGCUGGAAUGUCAGUAGGGUAUGUCAUAUUCAGCAAUUUUGAUAAAAAUUUUGUUAAAGAUCCUAGAUUUUGGAUUUGUAUAAGUGCAUUUUUAAUCUUUGUGAUACUUGCUGUAUUGUUCAAUGUGUUUUUCUCACCAGCAAACCAGUAGAACACAAUAUUCAAUAACACUGUAUAAUUCUGAAGGAUAAUUUUAAAAAAAAAAUUGUUUUGUUUUCAUAUUUUCAUAGUAUCCUAUACUUUGUAUGACAAUAUAUUAUUAUAUGCUGCUUUUGUAUUGCUAAAUUGUUCAGACUUUCAGAGUCGUUAUGAUUUUAUGGACAGUCUUUUGCUAGAUUUUUUUUGUCAGUAAUGGAUUUUAGCUCCUGCUUGUAUCAUCAGUGUCAAUACCAGGUUUCUGUCACCUUCCUUUUUGACUUGAUUUUUCUAAGCAUUGAGGGGCUGCUCCAAUGACUCUUGCCUUUGAACUAUAUAUGGCAAAUUACUUGCAGUGCUAUGCCAUAGUUUCAUUUGCACAAAAACUUGCUCAAAACUGAGAAGCCGAUCAUGUGAAGAUGGCCUGCCUUGAGAAAGACGAAAGCUUGCUGGUGUCCAGAUGCUUUAGAGGAGACCUCCUCAGAUCAUCAGCUUGCAUUUCCUCCAGCAUCAUUUCAUGCCUCAUAAAUGGUAAUAGACUGAUUUGAGUGGAUAAAUAUAUUCAUUUUGAAAGGAGGUUAACACAUAUUUCAUCAAGGGAUGUUUCAGGCAGGGAUACGGAUCUGAAACAGCACGGACUGCACUUGUGGGGGAAAGAUGGGGGUAGUGUAUCCAUCCUUGCUCUCUGGUGCCUUUGAUCCUUACUAUCCAUGAUCAACUUCUGAACUUAUGUGAGUUGGGUGCAGAGUGUUCUGCCGAGUCUCUUCCCUUCUCUGGAAUUGGUUGCAACCAGUGUUGAUGGGAGGAUUGAAUGUGGAGGGUAGAUUUCCACCACUUCCAUGUUUUAUACCAAUUGUUCCCUUUCCUGGGUGAAGAGGUACUAUACAUGGCCGCUCAUGCUUUGACCACCUCUCAAAUGGAUAAAUGCAAUGCACUUUACAUGGAGCUGCCCUUGAAGAACCUCCACAGGUUUCACUUGAUCCAGAAUACAAAAGCAGAAGCAAUUAUGGGUAUGUUUCAUUAUGUCCAUAUUACACCUUUGCUUUGCAGUCUGCACUGGCUCCCAAUUUGCUUCCAGUUGCAUCUACAGGUGCUGGUUAUUACCUCUAAAGUCUUACAUAACACACAGCCAGAUACUUGAAGACGUCUUAUCCCUGUGUUUUUUUUAUCCCUGGUCAGGCAGAAGGGGCUCAAUUUUGGCCCUGUCAGUCAUGGAUUGUUAUAUGCAAUCUCCCAGAAAGCAAACUGUUCUACCUGUGUCUGCCUCCUGAAACCUCAUUGGUCCAGAGUUUGGCUGGUCCUUACUGUUACCUCCCAGAAGGUUCACAACCCGUUUUCCUAGGCGUGGGGACAAAGGUUGGUGAACAGUAUUUUCUGAAACCACUUUGUUAGUUGGUGUUAGUUGGUAUACACACACACA